GGAAGCUCACGUGGCCUUGGUUUUCUUCGGCGAAAGACGCGAACGGAGAACCGAGCGGGGGGGGGAGGGGCGGCGAAACGGGUCUCCCGGCGGGGCGCCCAGCAAGCCAGCCUCCAGCUAUGGCGAUCCUGUUUGCUGUUGUAGCCCGGGGCUCCACCAUCCUGGCCAAGCAUGCAUGGUGUGGAGGGAACUUCCUGGAGGUUACCGAGCAGAUCCUGGCCAAGAUACCUUCCGAAAACAACAAGCUCACUUACUCGCACGGAAAUUACCUGUUCCACUACAUCUGUCAGGACCGGAUUAUAUACCUCUGCAUCACAGAUGAUAACUUCGAGCGUUCCCGGGCUUUCACGUUUCUGAACGAAAUUAAGAAGAGGUUUCAAACCACCUAUGGAUCUCGAGCACAGACCGCACUGCCCUACGCCAUGAACAGCGAGUUCUCCAGUGUUUUGGCCGCGCAGCUGAAAUAUCACUCUGAGAACAAAGGUCCUGACCAGAUGGUAGAGACCCAGGCUCAGGUGGACGAACUCAAAGGGAUCAUGGUCCGUAAUAUAGAUCUCGUCGCUCAAAGAGGAGAAAAGCUGGAACUGCUGAUAGACAAAACAGAAAAUCUUGUGGAUUCGUCCGUCACUUUCAAAACAACCAGUAGGAACUUGGCCCGAGCAAUGUGCAUGAAGAACCUCAAGCUCACCAUCAUAGUUGCCAUCAUAUCCAUCGUCAUCAUUUACAUCAUUGUGUCAGCUGCCUGCGGGGGUCUCUCCUGGCCAAUCUGCGUGAAGAAAUAGCCGCCCGAGCCAAUCCAUCCCAUGAAAGCACACAACGCGCGCACAGGAAUGUAUGUCAUCGAAAUUGUGGACUUUUCACACUCUUCAUCCUUCCAGGACACUCAAGAGUCUUUUUUGCCUUAUCACCUUGUAAGGUAUGCUCCUUCAAAAACCCAGUGGAUGUUUUUCUCUCCCGAAACAGCAGGACUUCCGGUGAAGGGAGAGUGGAGGGCAAUGGACCAACGGGAGGUAUCUUUUAAGUAUUUGCAUCCUCAUGCUUUGCACUUUACUUGGUGGAGCAGGUUGGGGGGAGCUGAAGGCCCCGUAGACCUUAGUGGGGUUGGGAAGAGGUGAGUGGUGACCGCUGAAGUCGAACCGAGUUCUUGUUCACAGACCCGGCCCAGAGAUGCGAUCAGCUUUUUUUUUUUUUUACUAAAAACAGCUUUUUCCUGCAGUGCCUUUCUUAAAACUCAUGACAGGCUGUGGCUUUUUCUCCCUUCGAAGCUUCCUUUUGCAGCCCUUUCGCCGGGCGAGUGAAGAGGUUCUGCUUUGCAACUUGAGCGACUGGUAAAUGUAUAGUAUUAACGUUGCUGUAAACAUUGCUGCUAUUUCGUAAUUUUUUUUGUGUCUUGGGUUCGUCUUCUCGCCUGGUUUGGAAUGUCCUUUCCAACUGUAUGGUACUUCGCUCUGGCUUCAACUCCCGAGGUGUGUCUAAAAGAUGUUUUAGCGCCUCCAAAGGAUCACGCCCUGUGCAAGAUUUAGUGACUGCCCUCUUCUCUUUUGAGCAUGGUGGAGCAAUUGUGGCCUAGCUCAAAAAACACAAGAGGCAGGUGUUAUCCGAGUGGGAUUUCUCCCCAAGCUACUGAUUUCCAAGGGAAAAGUUAUAGAGAAGCAUGAAGUAUUUGAAAACCAAUUUUUAAUCUCAAACUGCCGUAAAUUACUUGUGAAAGACUUUAAACCUCCCCCUUCCCAUUCGUGCAUAAUGUAAAGGACAAAUCUUAAAAUAGGGAGAUUCUUAAAUCUUCACCCAGUUGUUGGCAUUUUAUGAUCUCAUCCUAGUUUUCCAAGGAGUCUCUGCUCGCUCUCCUCAGCAUACUGCAGAGAGUAAAACUGGUGCACCUAUCCUUGUUUCCUACAAGUCAUGGUCUUCCCCUUCAAAUGUCUUUGCAGGAACAAGCCAACACUGAAUUAACUGUGCAUGUUUUAAAAAAGAAAUGUCAAUAGCAGUGGUUAAUUUUCUAUCAUUUUGAAUGCCUUUAUGUAAACUGCUUCCUCCUCUUUUAAUAAAAUGAUGCACUGAUGCAUUAUUGUAAAAUAAAUUUAAAUCUCUUUAAAUAAAUGUACUUAACUGCAGACAAUUGAUAUUGGUUUUUUUUCUCGUCAAAUACCUUCUUGACAGCUACACUGCUUUUUUUUAAAUCCUGGAGAAACCGGGAUCCGAAAAGUAGAAAAAUGAAAUCAGUGGAUUUAUUUCAAAGCUUAUGCUGAGCUCUUAUCGAAGAACUUCCACAUUGCUAUGAGCUUCAUGUGGUGGCAGUAGCUCUUUGAGCUUGACUGCUGAGGUUGUGGCAGGUUGUACAGUACUUGGAUUGGAGACUCCAUCAGCUAGAAUGGGAAUGUCGGAAGGCAGCAGUGGCAAGCAAUUUCAGGACCAUUGCCACCAAACUGGAUAGAUGUAUUACCCCCAGGGCGAAAUAUAAAAGUGGUCCAAAGUGAUAUGGGGCCUCUGUGGCUCAGACUGCUAAGACAGUCUGUUAUUAACACAGCUGCUUGCAAUUACUGCAGGUUCUAGUCCCACUAGGUCUAAGGUUGACUCAGCCUUCCAUCCUUUAUAAGGUAGGUAAAAUGAGGACCCAGAUUGUUGGGGGCAAUAAGUUGACUUUGUAUAUAAAUAUACAAAUAGGAUGAAGAUUAUUGCUAACAUAGUGUAAGCCGCCCUGAGUCUUCGGAGAAGGGUGGGAUAUAAAUGCAAAUAAAUAAAAAUAAA
Ahaetulla prasina is the source of this 2748-nucleotide messenger RNA. RefSeq names its product vesicle associated membrane protein 7 (gene VAMP7). Lineage: Eukaryota; Metazoa; Chordata; Lepidosauria; Squamata; Colubridae. The transcript is spliced from 8 exons. Gene Ontology annotation, biological process: exocytosis; vesicle fusion. The coding region runs from base 120 to 782 and encodes 220 amino acids. Gene Ontology annotation, molecular function: SNAP receptor activity; SNARE binding. Gene Ontology annotation, cellular component: membrane; SNARE complex. The record is from RefSeq and is a predicted model, not a curated record.